AUGGCAGACAUGGACGUUGAUACUCCAGAGGUGAAGAAGGACGGCAAGCAGAAAGAGGGCAAAGUUCGCUUUGAGGUCAAGAAGUGGAACGCGGUCUCUCUAUGGGCUUGGGAUAUCGUCGUCGACAACUGUGCCAUCUGUAGAAACCACAUCAUGGAUCUCUGCAUCGAUUGCCAGGCAAACCAAGUGUCCGCGACUUCGGAGGAAUGCAAUGCCGCUUGGGGAAUCUGUAAUCACGCCUUCCAUUUCCAUUGCAUUUCCCGCUGGCUCAAGACUAGGAAUGUUUGUCCGCUUGACAAUCGCGAGUGGGAGUUGCAAAAGUACGGUCGGUAA
This is a messenger RNA of Mycena indigotica, 333 nucleotides long. Its product is annotated as RING-box protein 1. Gene Ontology annotation, biological process: protein ubiquitination; ubiquitin-dependent protein catabolic process. The record is from RefSeq and is a predicted model, not a curated record. Gene Ontology annotation, molecular function: ubiquitin protein ligase activity; zinc ion binding; cullin family protein binding. Bases 1 to 333 code for a protein of 110 amino acids. Gene Ontology annotation, cellular component: cullin-RING ubiquitin ligase complex; nucleus. Lineage: Eukaryota; Fungi; Basidiomycota; Agaricomycetes; Agaricales; Mycenaceae. The transcript is spliced from 6 exons.